CAACGUGAGGCUGUGACUGUCCAACACGGACAGACACUUCGUUUUCUUUUCCGGUUGGCAUGGCCACAAAAAAAAAACAACAGCUCCAAACUCCACUAAAACACGCACGACAUAUUACAUUAGUGCUCAUAUUGGGAACCUACUGUAAUUCCGGAUACACUUAAAAAGAGCAGAAUGAGCUUUUUACACAGCCGUGUCGCCUUAUUUCCGCUUAUGGGGGAAAACCGAGGAGGACGCAACUCACUUAUUUGAGGAAGUUGCUCAACACUGGAAAACACACGCGAACGUCCGCCGCGCUAGUACAAACAUGUCGUCUUAGGUGAGGCACAGAUACUCAACGAAGCUCGCAUUGUUUGACACAAUGAGCGACUCGGUGACUCGGUCGACUUACAUACGUAAACUCAGAUACAGCGCACUUUGUCGGGUGGCUGACUUUUUAGACCCCGACGACAGGUGGAAGGAAGUCAUCAUUUCCAUCCGGAAGUCCGACGGCGAGUUCAAGUACACUCAGCAGCAUGUCAGGCGAUUUGAGGGCCUCGUCGCUCAGGGUAAAAGCCCCACAGUGGAGCUGCUGCACGACUGGGGCAUAUCCAACGCCACAGUGGGAGAACUGGUGGACAUUCUCAAGAGUCAAAAGUUACUGGCGGCCGCCAGCAUGCUGUUACCCGAGGAGAUAGUUUCUACAGAGACACCUCGCGUCUAUUCUGCGUCAGAACCCAACAGCACACAUGCAACUUUGCCCACCAUGAAAAUGGUUCAGACGGAGAUGACGUUAGCGCCUGCUGCCGAGGAACGUCAGAGUCCGAUCCAGCUGGAGAAUGAACCAGACCACGCAUCAGGUUUCACCACGUUCUCAUACAAAGAGCUGAUGGAAAUCACCCGAAACUUUGACGAGCGUCCCACGUCCGACGGCGGCUGCCGGCUCGGGGAAGGGGGCUUUGGGACCGUCUUCAAAGGUUUCCUGCGGGACAAACCCGUGGCCAUUAAAAAACUCAACCUCAUUGAUGACCUCUCCUCUGACGAACUGGAAAAUCAGUUCCAGCAGGAGGUCCAAACGUUGACGGUGUUGAAACACGAGAACCUGGUGGACAUGGUGGGCUACUCAUCUGACGGACAGCACCCGUGUUUGGUUUACGCCUACAUGGCUAACGGAUCCUUGCUGGACAGACUGGCUUGCUUUGAAGGAAGUCCUCCGUUGUCCUGGGGCCAGAGGUGCUCGAUAGCUGUCGGAACAGCAAGGGGUUUGGAGUAUUUGCACAGCAACCAUCAUGUUCACAGAGAUAUUAAAAGUGCAAAUAUCCUGUUAGAUGAAAAUCUGGUGGCCAAGAUCUCAGACUUUGGCCUGACGAGAGCCUCGGCCAAGCAGACGGCAUCGACGGUGAUGACGGAAAGGAUCGUCGGUACCUGCGCGUACAUGGCACCCGAGGCGCUUAGGGGGGAGAUCACUCCGAAAUCGGAUGUCUUCAGCUUUGGAGUGGUGCUGUUAGAAAUACUGUCCGGACUCUCUCCAGUAGAUGAAAACCGCGAGCCGCAGCUUUUGUUGGACAUGAGGCACGACAUCGACGACGAAGAUGAGGACCUCACCCUGGAGGCCUUUGUGGACCAGACCAUGAGCGACUGGGACACGAGCCAGGUGGAUGGCGUGUACUCUUUGGCUGGCAGCUGUCUCCAGGAGAGGAAGAACAGACGGCCGCUGAUCGUGCAGGUGCUGUCCAAGCUCAAUGAAGUGAUCAAAAACAUUUCACUGGAGUCUUAUGCGUAGGACUGAAUGUGACCAUGUGCACCUUAUGAACAUGUGCAAUAUAUAUCAAAUAGGAGACGUGAUACUCACUGAGAAUGUAAUGCCUUUAAAUGCGUGCUGUUAUGUCACGCUAACCUUAUUUAUUUGGGUUAUAUUAACCAGUACACUCGGUCCACAAACCUUUCAAGCUUUAGUCAUUUGUAAAUAGAAACUCUAAACCUUUGAGAUUUGGACCUCCAUCAAAAUGGACUCAUUAAAAUGUUUUCAAAAGUG
Syngnathoides biaculeatus (alligator pipefish) is the source of this 2014-nucleotide messenger RNA. RefSeq names its product interleukin-1 receptor-associated kinase 4 (gene irak4). Gene Ontology annotation, molecular function: magnesium ion binding; ATP binding; protein serine/threonine kinase activity. Gene Ontology annotation, biological process: protein phosphorylation; signal transduction. The record is from RefSeq and is a predicted model, not a curated record. NCBI's taxonomy places the organism in Eukaryota, Metazoa, Chordata, Actinopteri, Syngnathiformes, Syngnathidae. The coding region runs from base 362 to 1762 and encodes 466 amino acids. The transcript has 11 exons.